Molecule: messenger RNA, 894 nt
Organism: Daphnia carinata
Lineage: Eukaryota; Metazoa; Arthropoda; Branchiopoda; Diplostraca; Daphniidae
Exons: 7
Coding region: 1-894 (297 amino acids)
Source: RefSeq, a predicted model, not a curated record
AUGUCUUACGAAGAAGACGAGUUCCCUAUGGUUGAACCCGUUAAAGGAGUUAAAUACAGUGGUACCCGUUACAACUCCGAGAAAGGAUUUAUUUACCAUCUACAGAAGAAAACAUCCAAGCACAACAUAUAUCACUGCAAGUACCAUAAGAAACUUCAGGGUGGGUGCAAGGCGAGAGUUAAGUCGGGACUUGAAGAUGCUAUUUUCAGCAAACACGGUGAUUCUAAGCAUAAUCAUCCACCCGAGCUGGAAGAACAGCAGUUGCUUCGUGUAGUCAACGCAUGUGCUGAUGCUGCUGCUGUGGAUCGCCGUAAACCACGGAUUGUGUUUGACGCCGUUCGGAGAGAAAAUGCUGGAGUUAACAUUGGGUAUGGUGAUGCAAUGCAGCGUCGGAUGCAGCGAUCAAAAAGGAGAAGGCAACCACAAAUACCCAAGACUGUAGAAGAAAUAGAUGGAUUGAUUGAAGAGUAUCAGGACUAUAGGGAUGCCUUUGGUGGUGGAAGAUUUUUUAGAGGCCUGGUGAAGACGGUUGAGGGAGAGGCAUUGGUCUUUUUAUCACCGACGCUACUGCCGGAACUUAGUGAAGCGACCGAACUUCAAGCUGACGCAACUUUCCGAACAGUCCCCGGAUUAUUCAAACAGCUCUUCACUAUCCACAUCACAAGGGGUCAUUUGGCAUUCCCAUUUGCGUACAUUCUAAUGACUAGAAAAUCACGCAUCCUUUAUGAUGCUGUGCUAGAGAAAGUAAUCGAUAUUUUUGAUGAGCUUCAUCCUGACAAUUCAAGGUUCGAUGGCGGCCGCAUUUCAUGGAAGUCAACAUGUUGGUUGCUUCUUUCACUACUCUCAGGCUAUCUGGAGAAGGAUACAAAAGUAUGGCCUUCAGUGUGCCUAUAA